AUGUCUUAUCUUUGUGGACUAACUGUUGAAGAAUGCUUCCUCCUGCACAAGAUCACUGAGAAGCGAGAAAAAGACUUUGAAGAUAAGAGUCUCCUCAAAAUAGUACUCCACAAUUCGAUGCUGAAAAAGACGAGAAAGUGGAGAAGAAUCCACAAAGUUGUUCAAUUGCGAAAUUUGGCUGAGGCUACUGGCCAGCCGUUUUUUGAAAACCGAUACCCAUUGGAGUACCGUCAAGCGUUUGCCGAAGUGGAUCGUGAGAAAGCGGAUGGAUGGGAAAACAUCGACAACCGGCAAGAUGAGUCUGAUUUAUCUAGUUCGUCGGACUCUUCGGACUCAUCUGAUUCGUCUUCGUCUUCUUCGUCUGAUGAAAGCGAUGAUGACGAUUACGGAGAACAACCAUCAACUUCUGAUGGGAGAGAAAAAAUAAUUUAUACUAGAAAGCGCCAUGCUCAAAGAAGUGCUCCCAAUCCUUCCUCAAAUGCCAAACGUGGAAAAAUGGCUGACUCAAGAACGAAGGCUCAGAAAAAGGAAUAG
Caenorhabditis briggsae is the source of this 534-nucleotide messenger RNA. The record is from RefSeq and is a predicted model, not a curated record. Bases 1 to 534 code for a protein of 177 amino acids. NCBI's taxonomy places the organism in Eukaryota, Metazoa, Nematoda, Chromadorea, Rhabditida, Rhabditidae. The transcript is spliced from 2 exons.